Molecule: messenger RNA, 6240 nt
Organism: Pocillopora meandrina
Lineage: Eukaryota; Metazoa; Cnidaria; Anthozoa; Scleractinia; Pocilloporidae
Source: the annotation of a GenBank genome assembly
AUGGCUACUGGUGCACGCUAUCUACACUUUUUGCUUGCCUUUGUUUUGCUCUCGAUCUUGCAGUGUAGUUUCGCUGAUGAAUCGUCGGGUAUCUUAGAUGAGUGCAAGGAAAGCUGUGAGCGGAGCUACCCGUUACAUACAUACCCAAAGGUAGUAAAUCGUAAUCUAUAAAUUAUGAAGUUGUUUGCGUACAUUUCUGAAUUCUGUUGAGGAUCUCGCCACUCCUUGCUGGUAUACAAAGCAUUCAUGUAGCAGCUGGCGCUUCUUCGCCUCAAUCUGGUUGAAAUUAGGAUUCUUAUUUUUUUUUCUCUGUUAUGUAUUCAGGAAGAACCUUCGCUUGCUUGUAAGCAAGGUUGCCGGCUAUCUGCUAUAGCACAAUUGAAGGCUGGAUACUCAACCUCCGAAAAUUUUACAGCAGUCUGCGUAUCAGGUAAACUUGUAGUCCGUUAUAUAAGCCAUGCUUUCAGUUUGGCUAGAUCUUAUUCUUCACUGAAUUGAGAAGAAAAGACUAGUGUGUUAAACAUGCAUUGUAAGUUGUCUGUACAAGGUUGAAAUACGGAUUUUUAUUUUCCAACCUCGUUUGUUUUCGAUUCAACCGAAGAUUUAUUCAGGAAAAAUUCGGGAGAUUCUUUUAAGUCUGUCUUCGUUGCCUGGAUACAUAUUAUAGCUGAGGCAGCAGCAUUUAUUUGUUUGGUUAUAAAUCCUUUCAUGGGUAUUCGGUGGAAAGCUUUAUAAAAAUGAUGGACAACCACACUUUCUCAAGUUAGGACAGGGGACAACUUUUCCUAGUUUUUCUAUUGCAUAUGCCUUCAGCGCAAUUUUACAAGCUAGUGCACGUUUGAGAUGAUCAAGCGGAGUAUCAAAACCAUUUGAUAAAAGAUGAUGUGAAGUGUUAUCAUUUUUUAGAGCCUUUGAUGUUUCCCGUAGCUUGCUCUAUUUUGUGCACGAGAAGAAUGACUUUUUUUCCUUUGUUUCUGAUUCCUCGUUUAAGUCUACAAAUAACUGAAUAUUAACUGUAAUUUUUUUUCCGCUCUCUUUCGGCCUGAUUUCAUAAAAAAACUGAAGCCGGAUGCAUAUUUCUGCCUCUUGGUUCUUUGGGGUUAUGGAAAUAUUUACGAUUCAACAAAUAUAAAUUUGUCCAUGUGCUAUCAAAUAACAACCCAUAUACAGUGUAGCUGUUUUUAGUUUUAUGCAGGAAGUGUCAAAUUUUUAGUUUGAUCAAGGUGUUUUGCUUUCUGUUGGUCAUUUUUGAAACCAGAGCAUUUGUAUCCCAUCUUAGUUUUGAGACAUUGCUUAAAAGGGUAUCAUUUGAGAAGACGUUACUUAACUUAAAUAACACCUGCCAAAGGUGUUGCUGGUAACUACUUGCACAUUCUCUUGUUGUAAACCUUUUAAGAAACCAGGGAAAAGUUUCAUUAAAAUAUCAUUAGAUGAAAAUGAUGAUUAUGUUAUUUUAGUGUCAAGCUUAAAUCCCUUGUGCUAUGUGAACAGAUGUUGUAAUACACAGUGCAGGCUCAGUGGUGUAACAUGUUUAAAUGAUUUUUUUUCCAAAAAAAUUACAACAAAAUUUGGCACAUUUACCCGCAAGUUGCAGCUGUGAUUCCCCUUUUUGUUUGUUGGGUGUUUUCUGUUUUUCUCUUCAUGAUAAAAUCGUAAAAAAAUUUCUUUCCUCGAGAGUUACUCCUUAACUUCACAAGGCUAUUUUUGUUUGGGAAAAAAAAUUAAGUCAGAAGAUGAUGCAAUAUUGGAGAUAACAGGUUCUUUGAAUUAAUGGUUAAUAAUUCAAGUGAACAAGAAAACUUUUUUAGAAGUUUGUAUAUAUUUCAAUGAUUGUCUUACACCUUUCUUCAUUUUGCAACUUAGUGCAAAGGUUGCCUAUUUUCUUAACCCAUUCACUGAUACAACUGCUAAUUGUAGAAGUAAACAGGAUACUUCUUCACAUGAUAAAUUUACCAAUGGCAGGUGUGUCAAUAGCAGCUGUGAAGUGGGUGGAGUUGUUGAAGAUUUUUGUUUGUUUGAAGGAAACCUUAAGGAACUCUUUCAUUCUUGGGAGUGACCAAAAAUAAAUUCAUCCUUACAAUGUUAAUAUAUUUUCAAGUAAAAAAGUGACAAGAAGGAAGGCGAAAUAAAAAUCUGGGGAUAUUGUUUGAUUUGACUAUAAAUUCUCAAAGAGUCUACAUGUAGAUCUUCAAAGUUUCCCAACAGAGCCCAGACAUUCCAAGGAACAUAAGGUUCUUCAAGCCUUCAAAACUACCCUCUUGUUGAUCCUCUGGCUAUUCUAAACUCUCUAUUUGUAACUUAUUUACUUAACCCUUAAACCUUUAAGAGUGAUUAGCAUCUAAUUUCUCCUUACAAUAUAAUCACUGAAUCAAACAUUAAUGAGAAUAAAGGAAAUGAUCACCAACCGAAGAAACUCUUGAUUGUUAGACAAAUUCUCCUUGUCAGCACCUUAGAACAUUUGGGAGAAUAUGAAUUCCGUUGUUAGGGUGUGAAGGAUUAAACCAUUGCUAAUGGCCCAGCUUGCAGUAGGUAAAGUGUAUCUUUGUACUUGUACAAUGCAGCUCAGUGUUCAAGUAUUUAGGGCAAAAUGUUGAUGUCAUGGGCUUGUUUCGUUAUGGAGACUUAUUUUUUUUGUCCCCCUCUCAUGAAGAAACUACAUGUAACUACAUUUUUCUUUAUGUAUUUUAUGUUUAGGCUGUAGAGAAAGUUAUGAAGAAAGUGAAAGCCUUUAUGCCUGUGUUGUGGGAUGUAAAUCACAACCUCUCAUCCCUUCCCCAGAGACAUACCUUGAGGUAGGUUGUUUUUAAAACAAAUCAUAAAAAUUAUAUAGAAUAUUUUAUGCAAUUUUCAACAUGUAGUCACCAUGGUUUACUUCAACCUCCCUUCAGAGUGCAAGUUAUGAAAAGAAACCUCCAUGUAGUUGCUUUAUUUCAAUCUCUUGAGAUAGUACUUUGCCAAGAUUGAUGUCUGAGCAUGGUUAAAAUUUAAAAUCUGUGGCCUUCUCUCAAACUCCUUUCUCCCCCCCCCUGUUUUCUUUUCUAUUGACUUCUUUUUCAGGCACAGAAGACCAAUGGAUAAAAUGGGUAUAUUUGCUAGAAACCCUUCAAGUAGAGUCUACUAUAUGUAAAAACUGUAUUGUUUUACACUGAUUUUGUACAUCUUUUUAGAUAACAAUCAUGCAAAUAAAUCAAUCUGUUGUGUUUGUUUUGCAUGUUGACAUCUCUAAAGCUUGCUCCUUGUUUGUGGUCAGAUCUUGUGCAACCAAAAACCUUAUAGAGCCUCUUAAAUGAGAUACCAACUUAUUAACUCUGCACACAGCAAGAGUCAAAGUUUAUGCAAAGUACAUAAAUUUAUUUCAGGAAAGAAUGCCAGAUCAGUGGAGUUUCAGGACUUACAUGGUGUAUGUAUACCCAGUUUUGGACGUCAGCAAGUAUUGCCGUGGGUUCAUGAACAGAGUUGGAUAUUACUACAGGAUGUCAUCAUCCUAUUAUUACAGCUAUGGCGAUAGCAAUGGUAUCAACAUAAUUGAAAUCAAUGAACCGCCACGGGAGUUUAUCACAGUACAAAAGUUUGAUGAAAUAGAUGUUAUUGAGAAUGAUGAUCCACAAGUAGCCAGAUACAGUGGUGAGUUACAUGCUAAACCUGAUUGUGCAAAGAGUGCCAUAGUAAAUUACUUCAUAUACCAUUAUGCCUUAACCCUUUAACUCCCAUAAGUGACCAGGACAGAAUUUCUCCUUACAAUAUCAAUACAAUAUCACACAGAUAAGUGAUGAGAAUAAAGAAAAGUAUCAAUUUAGGGAUGAUAAGUUGAUCCAAUGCUAAAUUCUCUGAACUAACAUCAUAAGAAUUAUAUGGUUGACAGUCAGGAGAAUUACAAAGUUGAUCUGGAAGUUAAAGGGUUAAACUCUCAGAAGGGAUCAAUAAGAAACUUCUCCCUGUAAUAUCUUUACAGUGUCCAGUAAUGCAAACAGGUCAUGAGAAUACUCAAAUUUAUCAGGUAGAAGUUAUCUUGAUCUAACACCAGAUGCUCUAAACUAGGAAAUGUCUCGCAGCUUGAGGAUAAUUAUUAAUCAAAUCUUGGGAGUUAAAGGUUUUUUACAAAUUUUAAAAGGAGAUGUUUGCCUAUAUGUAAUAGAUUUGAAAUAAAUUUCCUACUUACUGAAUUAAGACAAUCCAUUUAAUAACCUUAUAUGUACCAUAUAACCAUUCAAAGUGUCUUCAAUUGUGCAAACAGCUUCAACAUUUGAAACAACCUUUUCAAAAACUGCUUUGUAACAUAGCCAUGUACACAAACGCAUCACACAUGUACAGCUCACAAUCAAUUGUAGCACUGGUGUUAACUAUUUGAUUGAUGAAUGCCUUAAUGUGUAGCUUCCAAUUUUUUAAACAGUGCACAACGAAAUAGGAGUUAGAUUUUUUAAUCUAAAAUGGAAGCAUCCAUGUUGUCUUUUUAACAGAUAAUUAUCUGAUGUCAGAAUUACAUUUACAUGUACAUGUACAGGCUGUACAUGUACCUAUUGGAUCUGUUGAAUGGCUGAGAUGAAGAUUGUAUAAUUUCUGGAGCUUUAGAGACAGUUGUUGUCACCAUUAUCCUAGUUUUCACUGGUAGUGUAGAAACACUUGGCUUUUGAGUCAAUUAUAGUACUUACUCUAUUUAUUUUUUCAGAUGACAUUGAUGAUUCAUACUCUAGCACUGUUGUUAAUAGAGGACACCAGUGGCUUCAAUGUGUUUCACAACGUUCAGGCCUUCCAUUCUGGUUGUUAUCGUCCACCCUUUUCCUGUCCAUUUUCUUCUUGAUAUGGUUAUGUUGCGCUACAGCGACUACUACUCCUAGAGAAAAGGGCAAGGUACAGUCUGCAGUGUUGUGUACUGUGUUGUCAUAAAAAAAAAAUUAAUAAUACAUUGUAGUGUUAAACUUUGAACAAGAAACUGAAGUGAUACAAUCACUGUGAAGCAUGAGGCCCUUCUUCUGAGCAUUUUUCUUCUUUCCCGUGAGUGACCAAGACAGAAAUUCUCCUUGCUAUAUCUAUACAAUAUCAUGCAGACAAGUGAUGAGAAUAAAAAGAUAUCAAUUAUGGGAUUACUAAUUGAUCUAAAACCCAAAUUCUCCAAACUUACAUGAUGAGAAUCAUUUGCCAGACAGUAAGGAGAAUUACUAAUGAGAUCUUGAGAGUUAAAGAGUUGAGGGCAGGGCUAUUGUUACCUACAGUAAUAUGGGAUAUUUUCUGCUCCUUUGCAUAGAAUUUGAUUGGCUAUUUUUGAUAAAGAAGCAAAUUGAAUUAAAAGUGAUGUCAUUCAGGGAGUGUCACAGCUUAAGUUCUGUCAAAUUAAAUUGUUAUGCUCUAGACGUACUAUGAUUAGUCAAGAGCCUUCAGUCAAAAGACAAAAGACAAAGUUGACACUAUAAAUGAAAAGUCUGCAGUGGAUAUUGCAUUGAUCAUGCCAAGUUCAAAAUCUUCCAAUUUUUUAAGCCCCUCAUCCUUGUAGUGUCAUUAAACGUUUGUAGAAACUCAAAAUGGCUGAAUACUAGUAAAAAAUGUAAAUUUAAACAAUUACUGAAUAUGGUUUUGCAUGAUAUCAUGCUUGACUUCAUCCAGUAGUUGCUUGUUAUUUUAUGGGAAGGUAAUCUUGAGGUAAAUCUGAGCCUUCUUAUUGGUUCUUUGGUACCUGAUUCUCACAAAAUAAACAAGUUCAGUCUGAGUGCUAUAUAAUACACUACUCAAUAAAAUUGCUUGCUUGAGCUGUAGUGAGGAAUACUGGGCCUAGUCCUUCACUGCUUUCAGUCUGUACUUGCACAAGCUUGGGCCAAUAUUCACCCGUACAGCCCUUUUGCUUGAUUGUAAAAAGUUCUAUUCAUUUUACAAUUAACAUCAGUUUUACAACUCUCAAUUUCCUUGUUAAGUGAUCGUGCGGCUACAGUAGUUGUUUUAAAACAGGUCACAAAAUUUUUUCAUAAUCAUGAUAUGUUACUGAUGUAAAACAAAAUGGUCUACUUUGUUUAGGCAUCUGUUGUCGGUGAGCUUAUGUUGUUAGAUGAUGAUAGUCUGUUGGAGAAAAUGCCACUGGUUACAACUGAUGAGAAUGAGGAAGCAGGCCCACUUCCUGUCAAACUACACAUUGAUGCAACAGUGCUGUAAUGGAAAUUUGAUCUGCAAGUCAUAUGGCUGUGAUCCAUGAAGUGGGAAAUAGUUACUUAGUUUAUGACUGAAUGGGACUUCAGCUUCCCUACUCUCUCCAUG